AUGACUUCCAGCUCGUACGAUUACAGUCCACCCAGCUGUGCAAAGGACUUUGCCUGCAAGACUGCAGCACAAAUUGGUGCGCAAGAACAUGCCGCCUGCGUGGCGGCAGGAAACUUCAUGAAUCUGAAGCAGGAGAUGCAGACGGGCAACAUCUUCAAGUGCCGUCGCUUCGAGCCCGCCGGAUUGCCCUGCGAUGUAUAUGCCAUGGCCCAAACUGGGAGCACUUGGUCGGACGACUGCAUGAACGCCGAUGGCACCUUCACGUCAGUUACAUAUGACUGCUCCCUCGCCCAGUUUGUGACGCUGAUCCAGGAUUACCACGUGCGGCUGGCCAACGUCUUUGCGCGGGUGGACUCGGCCACGGGCUCCGUGCUCACGAAGAUCCAGGUGGACCUCAAGGCUUUGUUGGAUCUGCACUUCCUGACCCAAAUCGAUGCCAUUGGAAACGGCGUGACGUGUGGUUUCAUGGGCACCUCCUUCCAGAACGUCAUCGACGGCCUAUGCUACGGUGGUGUCUGGGGUGUGAAGGCGGUUUCCAGUUCCUAUGCUGCCUGCGCCGCACUGACAUUGAGUCUGGUGGUGCUGAUGUACAUGGUGUGGCGUGUGUCCUUGGACAAUGUGAACUCCUGCUCGAAGGUCGCUGACGUCAGCCACGAUCCAGUUGUGCCAUUGCGAUGA
Effrenium voratum is the source of this 678-nucleotide messenger RNA. NCBI's taxonomy places the organism in Eukaryota, Dinophyceae, Suessiales, Symbiodiniaceae. The record is from the annotation of a GenBank genome assembly.